Messenger RNA from Emiliania huxleyi CCMP1516, 1398 nucleotides. RefSeq lists its product as hypothetical. The coding region runs from base 1 to 1398 and encodes 465 amino acids. Gene Ontology annotation, molecular function: zinc ion binding; ubiquitin conjugating enzyme binding; ubiquitin protein ligase activity. Gene Ontology annotation, biological process: ubiquitin-dependent protein catabolic process; protein polyubiquitination; positive regulation of proteasomal ubiquitin-dependent protein catabolic process. Gene Ontology annotation, cellular component: cytoplasm; ubiquitin ligase complex. Lineage: Eukaryota; Haptophyta; Isochrysidales; Noelaerhabdaceae. The record is from RefSeq and is a predicted model, not a curated record. The transcript has 5 exons.
AUGCCGCUGCCACCGCGGCCGCAACCCCGCAGUGCCAGAGACGCCAGCAGAGGCGGCGAUACGGGCGACGUCUGGGGCGGAGCGGCGGCUCUUCUCGAGGGCGACGCGAGUUCCGAAGCGGAGGUCGACGCGGACGCGGCGGCGCGCGCAGACGAGCUCCUGGCGCUGGAGGCAAUCUACAGCGACGAGAUGUGCCAGGUGGAGGGCGGCGGCGGCCGCACUUUCGAGCUUCGCGUCCCGAUCGAGCUCGAGGCGCCGCUCUCGCUGCCGUCGGGCGAGCGGCUCGACGCGCUGCCGCCCCUCACGCUUCGCGUGCGUCACGGCAGCGGUUACCCGUCGAGCUCUCCGCCCGGCUUCGGCCUCCGCUGCUGCUGGCUCUCCGACGGCCAGCUCGAGGCCCUCGCCGCGAGCUUGGACGGCCUCGCCGCCGCCGCCGCCGGAGAGCUGUGCGUGAGCGCAUGGGCCGAGUGGCUCCGAACGGAGGCGGCGGGGCAGCUCGAGCUGCUCCAGGAGGGGGCGACGCUCUCUCUGCCGGCGGAGGGUGGCACCGGCCAGGCGGGCGCCGACGAGGCGACCGCCUCGGCGGGCGAGCGGCGCGCGCAGCGGUGGCCUCGCUCCCGCGCAGAGUACGCUUCCCUCGACUGUACGCGGCUGCACGCCUGCGGGCACACCUUUUGCAAGAGUUGCCUGCGCGGCUACUGGAGCAGCCAGCUGCGCGAAGGCCACGCCACCGCGCUCCUCUGCCCGCACCCUGGCUGCGGCGCCGUCGCCUCGCCGCCCGAGGCCAAGGCCCUCCUCUCCGCCGGCGAGUACGAGACGUACGAGCGGCUGCUGCUCGCCGCGUCGCUCGCCGAGAUGACCGACACCAGCUGGUGCCCUCGCUGCGAGUACCCCGCGCAGCUCGAGCCGCGCGUCGAGGGCCGCGCAGGCCGCGUCGCCAUCUGCGGCACCCGCCGCCUCGCCAUCUGCGCCUCGUGCGGCACCUCCUUCUGCGCAGAGUGCCGGCAGGCGUGGCACGGCAUCUCGCCGUGCGCCAACCUCGCCGCGCGGUGGCGGGCGAGCGACGAGCGCGGCAGGGAGACGCUGCGGCAAAAGUACGGCGACCGGCUGAUGGAAGAGGCCAAUUUCUGGGGGGAGGGGGGGCGGCUGCUCGCGGCUUCCUUUGCCCGACACACGGCAUGCCCCAAGUGCGGCGUCGCCACCGAGAAGAACGGCGGCUGCAACCACAUCAGCUGCCGCACGUGCAACUUCGAGUGGUGCUGGCUCUGCGGCUGCAAGUACGAGCCGGGCCACUACAAGAAUGGGCCGUGCGAGCAGUUCAGCCAGGACUUCUUUGACGAGAUCGACAUGACGCCGGAGGACUUCCGUGCAAACUACGUUGUGAUGAACCAUCAGUGA